Messenger RNA from Nymphaea colorata (pocket water lily), 1598 nucleotides. Its product is annotated as mitogen-activated protein kinase homolog NTF6-like. Gene Ontology annotation, molecular function: MAP kinase activity; ATP binding. The record is from RefSeq and is a predicted model, not a curated record. Gene Ontology annotation, biological process: protein phosphorylation; intracellular signal transduction. The transcript has 6 exons. Lineage: Eukaryota; Viridiplantae; Streptophyta; Magnoliopsida; Nymphaeales; Nymphaeaceae. Bases 290 to 1399 code for a protein of 369 amino acids. Gene Ontology annotation, cellular component: cytoplasm; nucleus.
GACCGUUGAUUCGAUUUCACGACACGGAGUUCUUGUUUUGACCGUUCAUUCUUUCUGCCACGGCGGAUUUCUUCUCCACCGGCUGCCUUUUCUCUUUCCCUUCGCUUGGCAAACAGUCAAUGGUGAGUCUGAAUUAGAAUCCAUGGAUCUUUCGUCCCUCGUGCCCCCGGGCGGCUAGAUUUUACGGGUUCCUCCUUAAUUCCGAAAUGAGUCGCGGCGUAUAAGCGGAUAGCUCGUGGUGGUAGUCUCCCUCCCAGAUCAUCCAUUCUGUAGCAGAGAGCAGGAAGACAUGGAUCCCAAUUCGGUGAAGGGCGUGCCCACUCACGACCGGAAGUAUGUGCAGUACAAUAUUCUUGGUAACCUCUUUGAGGUCUCUUCGAAGUAUGUUCCUCCCAUACAACCGAUUGGUCGUGGAGCAUAUGGCAUCGUUUGCUCUGCAAAAAAUUCCGAGACCAAGGAAGAGGUGGCUAUCAAGAAGAUUGGGAAUGCUUUUGACAACAGUGUUGAUGCAAAAAGGACUCUUCGAGAAAUAAAACUCCUUUGUCAUAUGGACCACGAAAAUGUUAUACAGAUCAAGGACAUCAUCAGGCCACCUCAAAAACAAAAUUUUAAUGAUGUAUAUAUUGUUUACGAGCUUAUGGAUACAGACCUUCAUCAAAUCAUCCGAUCUAACCAGCCAUUGACAAGUGAGCAUUGCCAGUUUUUUGUCUACCAAUUGCUAAGGGGACUGAAAUAUGUUCAUUCUGCAAAUGUUUUGCAUCGAGACCUGAAACCUAGCAAUUUGCUACUUAAUGCAAAUUGUGAUCUUAAGAUAUGUGAUUUUGGACUUGCUCGAGUUACAUCUGAGGCAGAUUUCAUGACUGAAUAUGUUGUGACAAGAUGGUACCGUGCACCCGAAUUGCUUCUCAAUUGUUCUGAGUAUACUGCUGCUGUUGAUAUAUGGUCUGUGGGUUGCAUACUAAUGGAAAUUAUAAAGCGGGAGCCAUUGUUUCCUGGUAAAGAUUACGUUCAGCAAUUGGGACUUAUAACUGAGUUAUUAGGGUCGCCAGAUGAUUCUGAUCUUGGAUUUUUAAGAAGUGAUAAUGCGAGACGGUAUGUUAAGCGCUUACCACAGUUCCCGAAGCAGCCAUUUUCUGUAAAAUUUCCUAAUGCAUCACCUGCUGCUCUUGAUCUUGCUGAAAAGAUGUUGGUCUUUGAUCCUAGCAAGCGCAUUACAGUUGAGGAGGCACUGAACCAUCCAUUUCUAAGAAGUCUUCACGAGAUCAAUGAAGAGCCUGUAUGCUCAACCCCUUUCAGUUUUGACUUUGAGCGGCUAUCAUUCAGUGAGGAAGACAUAAAAGAUCUUAUUUAUGAAGAAUCUCUAAGAUUCAAUCCUGACAUGAUGGAAAUACCUUUCUAGUGAGUGUGCUCUUGUCCUCAUGCCUUUUUUCAUGUGUUCUAUAAAUCCUCUGGAUUGGGAACAAAGUGUUGCACAUGACUGUAGCUCUGUACAUGUUCAGUCUGCAAAAUAUUGCCAAGCAACGAAGUUAAACAUUAUUUAUUUAAGGGUUGUGGGGUUCUUGUAUUUUAUCAAAUUAUUUGCUCUCUUUUUCUCUUUC